Messenger RNA from Cantharellus anzutake, 519 nucleotides. RefSeq lists its product as uncharacterized. The record is from RefSeq and is a predicted model, not a curated record. NCBI's taxonomy places the organism in Eukaryota, Fungi, Basidiomycota, Agaricomycetes, Cantharellales, Hydnaceae. Bases 1 to 519 code for a protein of 172 amino acids. The transcript is spliced from 2 exons.
AUGUCUGAUCCAAUGAAGACUACCAAGCCGUUAACACCUGGCAUUGACGAGCUAGACUCAGUACUCCCCCUGGAUUUGCAACCAGCGGACCCAGUGCCUAUUCCAGCCAUAUCAGGCCAGUCAUCCCCUGCCACAGGUGAGUUUACUCAGUCCCAAGUUGACUAUUCGUCAAACAAGCCCCAAUACAUGGGGCAAAAUUACGCCCCAGAAAUGAUGGCACCUAUGCAGGCACCACCAUACCCAAUGUUUGCCCCAGGCAUGUGGGGGUAUAAUCCCCACAUGCAGCAAGAGCCAGUGAGACCACCCAUUGCAGCCUCGAAUGACUCAAUACUAGGUGACCUUCUUAAGGAAGCAAGUCAACGAGUCCACCUUUUGGAAGGCAAACUCUCCCGAUCUCGCAACAAGGCCAAUAACCUCAGAAAUGAGAAUAAGGAACUACGGGAGAAUUUCCACAGGCUCGAGAUUGAGAAAUUCUUCCUGUCACCAAUCAUGGCUCUGAGACAAGUGCAACAACCUUGA